UUCCCUCCUUUCGGUUCAUUUAUUAUCAGACUUAAACCCCAGACGUCUCAAUCCUCAUUCUUCAACCUCAACCUCAACCUCAAUCUAGGGUUUCAAAUCCGAAUUUCAGGUGGAAAGUGAAGGUAUUUUUGGGAGAGAGAUGAAGAUACAGUGCAACGUGUGUGAGGUCGCGGAGGCGAACGUAUUGUGCUGUGCGGACGAGGCGGCUCUGUGUUGGGCUUGCGAUGAGAAGGUUCAUGCUGCCAAUAUGCUCGCGAGCAAGCACCAGAGGGUUUCUCUUUCUAGCUCUUCGUCGCAGAUGCCGAAGUGUGAUAUUUGUCAGAGGCUAAGACUGACAAUGUUACCCGUCAGUGGUUUUUUGUUGCGGGACAUUGACUGAUUUUCUCUGAUAUCGAGAUUGAAUAAGAAGGAAUUUUAUGGCUUUUUCUUCAUUGCUUAUUCAAAUUUUAGUCCCCUGUGCAACAACCGUCUUUUUGGAGCAAAAAAUGGAACCACAAAUAUUUGGGAAUCUGUAAUCUUAUGUGGAUAAGAUAUUGCCGUAUCAUACAGGAAGCAGUUGGCUAUUUCUUUUGCCUAGAGGAUCGAGCUUUAUUCUGCAGGAAAUGUGAUAUUACAAUACAUGGUGCUAAUUCCUAUGUUUCAGCCCACCAGAGGUUUCUGCUCACUGGUGUAAAGGUGGGGCUGGAACCUACAGAACCUGGUGCAUCCACUUCCCCAGGGAAGUCACAUUCUGGUGAGAAAAUGUUAGAACCAGAAGCUCGCACUGUGUCUGGAAGGGUUAGUUCAAUGUCAUCGGCUGUACCAUAUAAUAAAGUAUUGCCUGUCCAAGUUGGUGGAGUUGGGGAUUUCAUCCCAACUAAGUUGCCAUUUGCUGGAGGUUCUGGUGCUGGAAGUAUUCCACUGUGGCAGUUGGAUGAAAAUUUUGGGCUUACCGACUUCAAUCAGAAUUUUGGGUAUAUGGAUGCUGGCUCCUCCAAGGCUGAUAGUGGCAAACUUGGAGACUCUGACUGCUCCUCUAUUCUAAGAGCCGUGGAGGAGGAACUGGACAGUGAUGAGUGCUUUGGGCAGGUGCCAGAGGCGUUCUGGGCAGUGCCACAGAUUCCUUCCCCACCUACAGCAUCCGGGCUUUAUUGGCCGAAAAAUUAUCAGUAUCCAUCAGACACUGCUGCUUGCGUGCCGGAUAUAUGCUGCUCACCCUCCCCCAUGCAGAGCCUUCAUCGUUCUUAUCCGAAUGGUACCAGUUCAAAACGACGGAGGCAAUUCUAAUGCAUAACCUCGUAAAUCUUGUACUUAUAUUAGGUGUCUUAAGGGUUCGAAUUGCACAUUGCUACUUAGAAGUGUUAUCAGUCAGUAAAGAGCUGCUUCAUUUUGCUUAUCACCCGUAAGUAUACUGUUAAAAUGGGACAGACAGUAGGCUUUAAUUUCAGUAAAGACAACCAAGGAGGAGAAUCAAACCUUCAACCUGCCACUUCAGGUUUUAACCAUCCGGAUAAGCCUUUAGUCCUUGUGAGAGGAUAUGUUAUGUAAGAGGCUCAAAUUUAGAGAAUCUAGUUAACAACAGUUUCAAGUCUUU
This is a messenger RNA of Ilex paraguariensis (yerba mate), 1573 nucleotides long. The record is from the annotation of a GenBank genome assembly. Lineage: Eukaryota; Viridiplantae; Streptophyta; Magnoliopsida; Aquifoliales; Aquifoliaceae.